Messenger RNA from Penicillium roqueforti, 2970 nucleotides. RefSeq names its product CAZyme family GH135. Gene Ontology annotation, molecular function: hydrolase activity, acting on ester bonds. The transcript has 10 exons. NCBI's taxonomy places the organism in Eukaryota, Fungi, Ascomycota, Eurotiomycetes, Eurotiales, Aspergillaceae. Bases 1 to 2970 code for a protein of 989 amino acids. The record is from RefSeq and is a predicted model, not a curated record.
AUGCUCAAACCAUCAUGGCAUAGCCUGGUGGCUAUUGCUACCCUAGGAAGUUAUACUCUCGCAAACCCUCUUGGGUACCGGGAAGUACUAGGGAAUGCAAGCCUGAACACUGAACAUUUGUUUGGGAGAGAUACUACUGAUGAAUUCGACCCGGCAGACCUUUCCUUCAUCACAAAAAUGGCCGCCAUCGGCGAUUCCUACUCGGCUGGAAUUGGCGCUGGUGGCCGGCUUGGAUCUUACGGUGACUGGGCAUGCAGUCGUUAUGAUAAUGCGUAUCCUUAUCUCAUCCAUACCGAUGAACGGCUGGGAGAUCAAGCAGCACGCACUUUUCAAUUUGAGUCAUGCUCUGGGGCAGUCACAUCCGAUGUCCUCGAAAAGCAAAUUCCGGCACUCAACGCGGACCAACAGGUUAUAUUGCUAUCAGCCGGUGGCAAUGAUGUUGAGCUCUCGAAUAUCCUGAACCAUUGUAUCUUCCGAUGGGCUUCAUUUACCCCAGACGAAGUGGAUGUGGCACGUCUGGCCGCCAAUGAGACGACCUUUUUUUGGAAGGAUUCCUUCAACUGGGAAAAUUUGGCUCUGGGCUGCGCUGGGCAAUUGGCCCGUACACAAGAAAUGAUUGCCGACGAUGCCUUCGGCAAGAGCUUGGACACUGUCAUCACGGCGGCAAAGUUGAAGCUAGCUUCAGAUGGGAUGAUCUACUACACUGGUUACGCCAAAUUCUUCGCCGAAGAUCUAACAUCCGCGUGUGAUGAUGUUAGCUGGUCAAUUUGGACUCGGGAUUCGGGGAAACUCACCACCGAUCAUCGAAAAGUCAUGAAUGAACUUGUCGAUGAUGUCAACGCACAGAUUGCGGCUGCAGUAGAGAGAGCAGGUUCCCAAGUCAAGUUUGUCAACUACGAUUCCUACGUGGGCCAUUUCAAUGGCCGCUUUUGUGAAGAUGGCGUCGACGAAUCAACGGUUGAAAGCACCACAAGAACCGGUCUCAUGUUCUACGAGCUCAAUACUUUUGACCUCGGGGGCUCUAAUCCCUGGAAACGAAGCGUGGAUGAAGUUGAGGAUGGAACCUUUGAGGGUUCUGUCAACGAGCUCGCGCAGAUUACACUUUGGUUAGAUCCCAACGCCAAGUUGUCAGAUCAAUCUAUGAUCUCCGACGAAACUGUUGCUUCAAUCAAGUCUCUUGCCGUCUCCAAGGUGGCACCAAGUGCCACAGAUUCUGAAAAAAGAGAGAUCCCAAACCUCCUACCGGACGGGUAUGGCCGGGUGUUCCAUCCCCAGCCCUUACUUCAUCAGAUCAUUGCCUCACUGGUCAUUUAUGAAAUGGCCAAUAAGAACGAGCAGGACAAUGGGCUUCCGGAAAUACCGGAGAAGUUCUCCUACAACUCAUGUUCUUACUCCGGCUCGAGUGGAUCAAACGACUCGAAUGCUCCAAACCGCCAACAAAUCGCGGUGGCGUCGUAUAUCAACCCCCUAGGAGACCCGGCUUCGUGGGAACGAAUCUUCGCAUACGACACUCAGAAACUCAGCAUAUUGGUUGCCAAUGUUUUGAACGGUCCAGAUUAUGUGGUCGAUGAAGCCUGGAAAUCGGUGAUUGAUCAAGCUGCGAGUCAAGGCAAAAAGAUCCUUGGUUAUGUUCGGACUGGCUAUCUUGGCGUGAGUCAACAACAAUUUACCACUCGACUAGGCUCGAAAGACCUCGCAGACUGGGCUUCGCAAAUCGAACAAGAUGUCGACAAGUGGUUCGAGCUCUAUGGGACCAGUCUCGGCGGUAUCUUUUUUGAUGAAGGCUGGCCAGAAUGCGGUCCCAACAAUAUCUACGCCGAUCUGUACGCAUACAUCAACAAAUAUACGAAGAACAAAUACCCCGGCGCAUUCACAGUACUCAACCCGGGCUCUCCAAUAGCUCAAUGUUUUGAAAACACUAUGGAUACGCUGUUGACGUUCGAGAGCAGCUACGAGACUUAUAUAAGCUCGUAUGUGCCUAAUGAUUGGACGCCAAAGGAUCCCCGAAAGCUAUGGCACAUCAUCUACAAAGUUCCACAGGAUCAGGUUGCGACUGUUGCUGCUCUUGCCUCGAGCCGCCAUGCAGGCUUACUGGAAAUUACCGAUGAUGACCAACCCAACCCUUACGACAAUCUACCCAGCGAGGCUUAUAUGCAAGCACUCAUCGGCGCCGUACCAGGUGGCACGCCUCUCAUUGGUAACCCAGCUAAAGCUACUAGCUCCCACGUUGCUGGUCUUCCAAGUGAUGUCGCCAUCUCCUCUUCGGACUAUAGCUCCGUCACACUCACCUGGUCAUCAGUUUCGAAUGCUCUUGGCUACGCAGUAUAUAAGGACGGUGCACUGGUACUGGAACUGCCAGCCUCAUUGACCCGAGCUACGGUCGGCAUGCUCGACCCUGGAUCCUCUGGUAUCUCCUUCGAGGUACGGACGGUCUUAGCUUCAGGUAGUGGCGGUGGCUCCUCCCGGACGAUCUCGGCGAGCACGAAAAGCCUACCGUCCGACGGUCCAAUCACCAAUGUUAGCUAUACACAGAAUGGUGACACCGUUGUCUACAAAGCCGACGUCCUGGUACCAUACGCAUUUGUGCGGCUAUUCAUCGGCAUCAACCAAGAUGAUCAAUACUCAUUUAACCCAACACCCGUCCACGGGUGGCCGAUGGACAAGCCAGGCUUGGACAGUCUAGGUACCCAGUUGCACCAGAUCGUCAACUACCUUGUCGAAGGCAAUGCCUUUUACUCUGGGUUUUACGAAUAUACUGGCACUUGGAAUUCUAAAUCCAAAUCUAAUGCGGAGUGGUCGUGGUCCUCUAUCGGUGUCGCGCCUCAAUCUCAGAGUGGUUACACGUAUACGUGGAACGUCCCGCUCGCUGGCACCGAUGCUGUAGCCAGCGAAUACCUAAUCCAGGGUCAAGGAUACGCCCCGAUAAACAAUCUUUGUAUGGGAACCCUUUUUAUGUGGUCUGUGCUUUAA